AUGACAUCCUUGUCAGAGCUUUAUUUGAACGGGACUGACGUAAAAGAACUACCAUCAUCAAUCAAGCAUCUGACUGGCCUUACUUUAUUGAAUCUUAAAGACUGCAGUGCCCUUUCCAGUUUUUCUGAUGUCAUUUGUAGUUUAACAUCUCUUGAAAUUCUUACUCUAUCGGGAUGCAGGGGUCAACGGCCAAAAGCAUCGCAUUUGCUUGGGUUCUUGCCCAAUGUAUCCUCAAUUGAUGGAGCACUUCCUGAUGAUCUUAGUUGCUUUUCCUCACUGCAGUCUCUGAAUCUGAGUAAAAACAAUUUUACAUGCUUGCCUGAUAGCGUUUCUCAUCUUUCUAAGCUUAAACUUCUUUGCUUGGAUGAUUGUAGCGAGCUUCAGUCCUUGCCAUAUCUUCCAUCAAGAUUCACUAUUAUUAAUUGCCUCAGCUUGCUUGAGGUUGAAGAAAACAAAAUUACUGAGGUUUCUUUGCUGGACAGCAUGCUCAAGGAUGAGGUAACUGAGGGUUCUUCGCUGGAUAUACAGUUCCAGCCAUUGUGGCAAAGAUACAUUGAGGAUCAAAUUCGUGAAAGUGAAGGAUUUUACAGCGUUUUACAUCAAAUUGAAAUUCCAGAGUGGCUCAAAAAUCAGUAUUGUGGGUCAUCUAUAGCAAUCCCGCUACAUCAGUAUGAUGUUAGUUGGAGGGGAAUCGCCCUAUGUGUUGAUUUUGAGGUCCACAAUUCAAAAGAGGUUUCUUCUGGUCCGGAUGUAAAAUAUAUUCAUGAGUUUAUUUGUCAUUUGGACAUGGACGGUGGUCCUAAAGAUCGUCCUCUAGUCUAUAUGGUCCCUAGAGAAAAAAUCUAUGUUGGUUCAUUUGGACUUUGGCUAUACAUAUCGCAUGCGAGGAUUAGAGAACUAUUAGAUGAACGUAAUUGCAUUAGGCCAUUGAUUGUAACCAAUAGCCUAGAUAUUGAGAUUAAAGGGUGUGGUGCACGUAUACUCUAUGAGCCUGAUGUGGCAGGAUUUGUACGACACCUAGGCCAUAAAAUUUUUAGGAGCACUGAUGCCCUCCGUCAAGGUAGUGAAGAUUUCAUAAAAUGUCAUUUGGGCAAUUCCCUAAGUCAUGAUAACGAGGUGGAAUCCACUCAGUCCAAUGCCCUAAUUGACCUGAACCCCAGGCUGAGAAGUGCCCUCAAGUCAAUGCUUUCAAGGUUUUAUGAGGGAGAAGCACAACACCACUGCUAUGAUUAUAUCUUUCCAGAAGUUGCAGUUCCCCAAGCCUGGUUCAGUUAUCGAAAUUUGGGGUCCUACAUAAAAAUGGAGUUGCCACCAAACUUGCAUAAUAAUUCGACAUGGAUAGGGUUAACUAUAUUUGCCUUUUAUACUGUGGACAAGCAAUGAGUUGGUUCAAGUUACAA
This is a messenger RNA of Quercus robur (English oak), 1400 nucleotides long. Its product is annotated as disease resistance protein RPS4-like. The record is from RefSeq and is a predicted model, not a curated record. Gene Ontology annotation, molecular function: protein binding. NCBI's taxonomy places the organism in Eukaryota, Viridiplantae, Streptophyta, Magnoliopsida, Fagales, Fagaceae. The transcript is spliced from 5 exons. The coding region runs from base 1 to 1383 and encodes 460 amino acids.